GGAAGAGGAGGAGAGAAGGCUAGGUGGGGGGAAGCUAUAGAUAUAGAUAGCUUUAAUUCGAUUAAUGUUUAAUACUUUUUAACGAGUGUUUCCCACCCCCUAUGUUUUUAACUUUUGCUAUUUUAUCUGUCAGGAGGAAAGAAGGAUUAUAAAUAAAUAUAUAACAAUUAUUUAUUUUUUGUAUAUAUAUUAUUUAUUAUACACACGCACAAACAUUCACGCGCACAAACAUAUACUGUAAGUGGAAAUAGUUGCUUUGCCAUUUGCAGGUUUUUAGACGCCCCCCCCCCCCGAGAGAGCAACUUGCUCCCAGCCAUCCGCCAUGCAUAAACUGGACCAACGCGGAGACCUCGCCGAGGAUGCUGCCCUCCAGCGAAGGCGCUACAGGGAGCUGCAGAGGCAAAGCCGGGUGUUCGACGCCAGGGUCAGGACCAUCGGGGUUGACACAGAAGCUUUGGACGCUCAAAUCAAGGACAGAAAGAUCCGAGAAGCAACUCAGAGGGCAUAUGAGGACACCAUUGCUGCUGAAAUGAAACAAAAUGACAAAAUCCUCUGCAUCUUAGACGAACGACAGAAAAGAGACUCUCAAAUUCUAAACAAAGCCGUCAAUGAAUUUCGCCAAAAUUAUCAGCGGCCAGAAACACGGCGUGAAUUUGAUUUGUCGGACCCGCAAGCCCUAAAGAAAGAUACUCCAGCCCGUCUCGCAGACAGUGACCCUCGAUGUACCAUAUCUGGCCUGCAGAAGUUUAUGGGAGAAGAUUUGAACAGUGAGAAUAGGUGGAAAUUCCAGAAGGAACAAACAAGGGAAUGGCUUUUGCAACAACAAAAAGAUUGGGAGAACGCACUGGCAGCUAAAAAAUAUGCAGAUGAUCUCCAUGACCAACACAGAAUGGAACUUGAUCAAAAGGCUCUGAACCUUCAAAGAAUAGAUGAAGAAACAAGACGGGCCAUUUGCAUCACUACUACAGAAUUUAACAAAGCUCUGGCUGCUGACGUUGCAUCAAGAAAACAACUUGAAAAGGAGCAAGAAGACAAAGAUAACAUGGCUGAGAUUUCAAAUCUGCUUAGAGGAGACCUGCUCUCUGAAAACCCACAGCAAGCUGCCAGUUCCUUUGGUAAAGGUCGAGUGAUUCCUAACCGAUGGAAAGGAAUGAACCAAGAUCAGCUGAAAGAAAUACGUGAUGUUCAGCUGCAACAAGUUCUGGAGAAGCUGAGGUUGGAUGAAGAAGAACGUCAAAGAAAUGCGGAGUGGGACAGAAAGCGCAUUCAGGAAGCUAGGGCUGAAGUGCUUUUCGAACGGCAUCAACAGCGUCAGAAUCGAGAGCUUCGGAGAACAUUAGAUAAUCUUAAUGCACAGCUCUCCCAGGAACAGAAGACAAGGCAAGCAUAUAUUGAUGAAGAGGUGUGUUCAAAUUUUCCUUCUGGCCAGUAUUACACACAAUUUAACACCACUAGCCGGUGAUGUUUGGAUCAAUAUUAUCAAGUCGGAUAUAUCCAAAAUGUUUGCAGAAGUAUUUGUUUCAACUUCAAAACUGUAAUAAAGAAAACAACAUUCAUAUGUUUUUUACCUGACAUACGGAUAUUAUGAAACCAAACCUUUAUAAUGAGCAAGAGGAUGGUGGAUUCUAAAAGGAAAUAUUAAUGCAGAAAUAAAAAAUGUACAGUGAAGUAAUAGACAUUAUAAUAGAACAUUUGAAGUUCUUAGUAAAAGUUGUUGAUACUGCUAUAAUGCUUUUGUUUUGUUUUUAUGAAAUGACAUUCAAUUUCAUUGUACUAUGUACAAUGACAAUAAAGUAUCUGUCUAUCUAUCUAUCUAUCUAUCUAUCUAUCUAUCUAUCUAUCUAUCUACUAGAAGAAUUUAUAGGAGAAUUUUGUAGCCCCACCUUUCAUCGAAUGAUUCCAGUGUCAGUUUCAUUCAAUCUAAUGCUGCACAAUUCAUAAAAUCAAAUACAAAUUGAGCAAAAAUUUUGGAAACAGUAAAUAAAAUGAAUUGCAUAACAAUUGUUCUGUGCACAAACAUAUCCGUAUAAGAAUGUUUCUAGAUAUUCCUAUGUUGCAUUCUGCACUGUAUCAUAUGGUAUCACUUACCCCAUAUAAUGACACCAUCACUUGUGCAUUUCUCCACCUCCAUUCCAAACCACUGGUUUCCACUGGCAGGAGUGGAUAAGCAAUAUGUUAUGGAGGAAAACUUGAACAUAGGCAUUCCCAUCUCAUUUGUGACAUCCAACCCUGUGCAUAAAGAUUCAUUGAAUGACCAGAAAACUCCACUAGAAGGAAACACAUAGUGGGUGUAACAGAUUUUCCCUCUCCCUAUUGCCUCCAUCCCCAAUAACCCAAAAAUCUGCUCUGGAGAUUUGGUGAUCUUCUGGAGCAGAUGUGGACAGAGGGGUCCAUCAGGGUUGGAGAGGAAGAGGAAGAAGUCAGCUCACUUGACAUUAGAUGUUAUCCAGAAUAUCCAUCUCAACUAGGAAACGUUUGUCCAAAAUUUGUCUUCAUGAUCUCUUUUCAGACUUUCACAUGGAAUUUUCUGCAUAAACAUCCAUAAGCUUUCUGGAAACUUACCGAACUCUGUCAUGCUCAGUUUGACUUAGAUACUAUUUUAUAUAUGUCUUGGGGAAGUACUGUGCCCUAUUGCUUAUUUGGGUUGAAUGUGUUUUUGUGUGUUUGUGUCUUCUUGAACCAUUUUUACUUUUGAGUCAUUUUGUAGAAUUUAAAAAUAAAUGAAUGAGUUCUGAGAAGCACUGAGAAUUUAACCAUCAGCGGGAGAACUUUGGCAGUUACUCAGAAAUCCAACCCAAUUCAGUCUUCACUAGUCUUGCAUCUUUUAUAUAUGUCUCUGUCCCUUAAAUUUGGGGAGAAUUUACCCACAGCCAAAAGACAUACGGUACUUGAGUUAUUAUUUUCUUUUUUUCUAUCAACAGUUCCUCUACUAAAGCAAAAAAAAUGCUUGAUAAGCUUACCCCCAGCUUGAAUACCAUUUGGGGGAAUGAGACAAGGUAGCUAGUAGAGAGCGUCUCCCUCAUCUGCACCAACAGAGCAGUAAGUGGACAUGCCUGGUCUACAAAUACAGAGGAACGGGGGGGGGGCAUUUUUCUUGGAGUGUCCUGCACCACUUCAGAUGGCAGGUGAAGUGGGAAUCACAGUUCUGAAUGCUGCUCCUCUACACGGAAAACAACCAAAGAACCCAAAUAUCUCCCUGAAACCAAGAAACUGAAAGGGCGGGGGGUGGCUUGCUUAGAACUUGUCUCUUGAGAUGUGAAAAGUUUUGUUUGCAGGGAGCUUUUUAUGUGGGGAAGCAUUCAGAAAUGACAUUUCCUACCUUCAGUAUGCAGGUGGCGCUGUGGGUUAAACCACAGAGCCUAGGGCUUGCUGAUCAGAAGGUCGGCGGUUCGAAUCCCUGCGACGGGGUGAGCUCCCGUUGCUUAGUCCCAGCUCCUGCCAACCUAGCAGUUCGAAAGCACGUCAAAGUGCAGGUAGAUAAAUGGGAAGGUAAACAGUGGGAAGGUAAACGGCGUUUCUGUGUGAUGCUCUGGUUUGCCAGAAGCAGCUUUGUCAUGCUGGCCACAUGACCCGGAAGCUGUACACCGGCUCCCUCGGCCAAUAAUGCGAGAUGAGCGCGCAACCCCAGAGUCGGUCAUGACUGGACCUAAUGGUCAGGGGUCCCUUUACCUUUACCUUUACCUUCAGUAUGCAUCAGUAUUUUCAUCUUUAUUACCCCAUUCUGCUCCAUGUAUACACCAAGUCACAGUCUCUCAAAGCUAUAUGAUGGCGUUGCACAAGAUUCAGAGAUACAUUUCAAUGCUGUGGGAAGGAAGUCGGCAAAUAUGACUCAUCAAAUUUUGGUUUGCAUUUGUAUUUUGGGGUUCUUCAGUCAGUGUUCUUGCUGACAAAGAGAAGGUUGGAUGCAUAGAUAAGAACAAAGAGGCAAACAAAUAUAGCAAAAAGGAGCAGGUAUGUUAUCAGCAGAAUAUAUAAGCAAUUUACAAUGACAAUGUCCCGUGGUGGCAUCGUACACUUUGUAGGGCACAAUACUUAGAUAAUGUUACUGGUGUCUUCACUCUACAAAACAAAACAAAACAAAUGCAUUUAUUAAUCUUGUGGAAAAGGAACAAAGAGAAGUUUGAGUUCGGAGGACAAAAAUGGAAAGUUGAGUUUUGUAGUCUAAGCUAGCAGCAAUUUUGUGGGGGUGUCUGCCUCUCUCUGGGGAUCAAAUAUGAAGUAGUAGAGCUUUCUGUUGCAGUUUCUAAACUGAGUGCCUCUAUCAAAACUCAACCUGUAUAUUUGUAAAUAAAUUCAGAUUACAAAAUACCAGGAGUGAUUUUCUCAACAAAAUCAAGCACAGGCAAGUGUGGCAAUCCUGAACUUCUCACUCACAACAGAAGUCAGAGCAAAUGUACAAUAACCUCACAUCACAAAAGUUUUUCAUUUAAAUAUAUGGUAUUACGCUUACCAAAUUCAUUUAUUCAAAAGCAAAAACAUUUUCAUCCUUUUCCUCAUUCCCUAACAAAUGAUAGUUUUCCUGUUAUACAUAGAAUCAUAGAAUGGUAGAGCUGGACGGGAUCAUGAGGGUCAUCUAGUCCAACCCCCUGCAAUGCAGGAAUCUUGCCCAAUGUGGAGCUCGAGCUCACAACCCUUAGAUUAAGAGUUUCAUGCUCUACUUUUUAGUAAAUAGUUGGUAUUUCUUCAUGUAUGUUAGUAGAUUUCCUUUCAAUUAAAAAAACUGGUUCCAGAAAUAAAACGUACACUUAUUCUAUCAUUUGUGGCACAAUUGUAUGCAUAUUUGGCUUCUUUUAAAAGCUAGAACACCUAUUUGAGCAUAUUUUCACAGGAGUAAUAGAAAAUAUUCUCUACUCCUGAACUACAAGUGAUAAAUUAAAAUGUGGAAUCACCUGAAAUAUAGAACUUCUGAAUCUGCCUUAUAAUGGGUGAAGCCAUUUGGCUGCAGUUCUCCCAAGGUCUUUCCUAGCUCUGCUACCCGAAAUAAUCUUUUGAACAGGAGAUGCUUGGAAUCAAAUCUGACAUAUUUUGCAUGUGAGGUUUGUUAUAGUAAUUGGCCAUUUUAUCAGUGCCUCAGCAUUGUGACUUACCUUAUGCUGUUCACUGGAAAA
Zootoca vivipara (common lizard) is the source of this 5108-nucleotide messenger RNA. It is a transcript of the gene RIBC2, whose product is annotated as RIB43A domain with coiled-coils 2. Lineage: Eukaryota; Metazoa; Chordata; Lepidosauria; Squamata; Lacertidae. The record is from RefSeq and is a predicted model, not a curated record.